CAAGAAAACGAUAAAUAUCUUUCGCACUUAACCCUAUAUAUAUGCCUCCUGCCAUUAUUUGCCCUCCGCGCAAGCUAAGAAACACGCACAACACACAGUAUAGCGAUUUCUCCCGAUCUUUCUCGCACCGGAGCUAUUCACAACCAUGUUGACAGUGAGCGUAAAGUGGCAAAAAGAGUUGUUCUCCAAUGUGGAAAUAGACACUACCCAGUCCCCAUAUGUUUUCAAGUGCCAGCUGUACGACCUAACCGGGGUUCCUCCUGAAAGACAAAAGAUUAUGGUCAAAGGUGGUUUAUUAAAGGAUGAUGCAGAUUGGUCAAAAGUUGGAGUGAAGGAGGGCCAGAAACUAAUGAUGAUGGGAACUGCAGAUGAGAUUGUAAAGGCCCCAGAAAAGGGCCCUCUUUUUGCAGAAGACAUGCCAGAAGAAGAACAAGUGGUUGCUGUUGGACAUUCUGCUGGUUUGAUAAAUCUAGGGAACACCUGUUAUAUGAACUCCACAGUACAAUGUUUGCAUUCAGUUCCAGAGUUGAAAUCUGCCUUGAUAAAGUACCCUCCUCCAGUGAGAAGCAGUGCUGUGGAUCAGUCAUCUCACUCAUUGACGGUGGCAACACGAGAAUUAUUUAAUGAUCUUGAUAAAAAUGUCAAGCCAGUGGCACCCAUGCGAUUUUUGACAGCAUUGCGGAGUAAGUAUCCUCAAUUUGCUCAGCUUCACAAUGGAAUUUACAUGCAACAGGAUGCUGAAGAGUGCUGGACACAACUUCUAUUUACCCUAUCAUUGUCUCUCAAAUCCCCGAGUUCCAGUGAAGAUGCUGAUACUGUAAAGAGACUUUUUGGGGUUGACCUAGUUAGCAGGGUCCACUGUGCUGAAAGUGGUGAAGAAAGUACAGAAACUGAGUCAGUUUAUUCACUUAAAUGCCAUAUUUCGCAAGAGGUCAACCAUCUUCAUGAAGGUUUAAGACGUGGUCUUAAAUCAGAAUUGGAGAAGUCCUCACCUUCGCUGGGACGUAGUGCUAUUUACACAAAAGAUUCUCGCAUAAAUGACUUACCAAGAUACUUGACUAUUCAAUUUGUACGUUUUUUCUGGAAAAGAGAAACAAAUCAGAAGGCCAAAAUUCUGCGGAAAGUGGACUAUCCAUUGGAGUUAGAUGUGUAUGAUCUUUGUUCAGAUGAUCUCCGCAAGAGAUUGGAAGCACCUCGACGGCUCCUGAGAGAUGAAGAAGGCAAAAAGCUUGGUCUGAAAACUAAUGAGGGUAGCUCGAGCUCAACGGAUAAUGAUGUCAAGAUGACUGAUGCUGAGGGAUCAUCAAACGGAAGUGGGAAUUCAUCUAAAUCUGCACCUGGAGAAGAAGAUGUUCCUCCUGAGAAAGAGAAGCACCUGACAGGAAUAUAUGAUUUAGUUGCGGUGCUCACGCACAAGGGCAGAAGUGCUGAUUCUGGGCAUUACGUUGCUUGGGUUAAACAAGAAAAUGGGAAAUGGAUUCAAUUUGAUGAUGAUAAUCCGAUUCCACAACGGGAGGAAGACAUCACUAGACUUUCUGGGGGCGGUGAUUGGCAUAUGGCUUAUAUUUGCAUGUACAAGGCUCGUGAUGUCUCCAUGUAGUGGUUCCUUUAGGUUGAUCGCAUAAUUUGUUGUUUACAUUGAAAAUAUUCCUGUUUUAAACAUAUGAUAGAGGUUUCUAUAUUCCCAACAGUCGUUUUGUUCUGUUGUGUAGAGAUUAAAUUAUUAUCCGAGUCCAGCUGUUUUCAACAAUCGAUGUGUGUAAAAACUCCUUUCUCUAAUUAUGUUCAAUGUAAUAGUUGAUUGAGAUCCAUUUACCUUUUUAUUAAUAGAAGAUUUUUGGCCGCAUA
Sesamum indicum (sesame) is the source of this 1848-nucleotide messenger RNA. RefSeq names its product ubiquitin carboxyl-terminal hydrolase 6. Lineage: Eukaryota; Viridiplantae; Streptophyta; Magnoliopsida; Lamiales; Pedaliaceae. The record is from RefSeq and is a predicted model, not a curated record. Gene Ontology annotation, biological process: regulation of proteasomal protein catabolic process; protein deubiquitination; proteasome-mediated ubiquitin-dependent protein catabolic process. Gene Ontology annotation, molecular function: protein binding; cysteine-type deubiquitinase activity; proteasome binding.